Messenger RNA from Naegleria fowleri, 3102 nucleotides. RefSeq lists its product as uncharacterized. The record is from RefSeq and is a predicted model, not a curated record. Gene Ontology annotation, molecular function: protein serine/threonine kinase activity; ATP binding. The transcript has a single exon. The coding region runs from base 1 to 3102 and encodes 1033 amino acids. Gene Ontology annotation, biological process: intracellular signal transduction; protein phosphorylation. NCBI's taxonomy places the organism in Eukaryota, Heterolobosea, Eutetramitea, Acrasida, Naegleriidae. Gene Ontology annotation, cellular component: nucleus; cytoplasm.
AUGUCUUCUAACAACAGCCAUGACGAGGUGACAGUACAACUGAGUGGUGGUGGUCCAACAACAACAACAACAAUGAACAACAAUCACCAUUCUAAUUCUUCCAUCACGACGAUGAUGAUGAAAUCCACUCAUUCCAAACCAAAUGCUACACAUUGUGUGUCAGAUCAUCAACAACAACAUCCACAACAAUUAUCAAAAUAUUUCGAUGGAACUUAUUCCGUGUCAUCACACCAUCCAACAAUCAUGAAUGGAAUGAAUAACAACAAUUCUUCUCAUGGAUUUCCUCCAUCCUCGUAUUAUGCCUCUGUCAUGAUGAUGAAUGUCACACCAUCACAACCAUCCAUGAUGGGAAGUGUUUACAAUAUGAUGAUGAUGAAUCAUAAUACUCCACAACAACAACAACUACUUGGUGAUCAACAAGUCUCUAAAAAUCGAACCAAUAGCUAUCUAAAUCACAAUAAUUCUAACUUGAUUUAUUCUUCCUCUCAUCCUUCAAGUUCUUCUAACUUGCAUUCAAACUGCUCCUCCUCUUGUUAUGAUCAUCCCAACAACAACAACAACCACACACAACACCCUCUCACCACUCAUCAGCAGCACUUGCAAGAACAACACACACCUAUGGUACCAUACAACUCACAGAAUCAUGUUUCUACUAACCAUGGUGGUACUGCUACUACUCAUAAGAUCAACAAUAACACAAACCCUACAAAACAACAACCUCAACCUCAACCACCACCACCACCACCUCAACACAAACUAUUACAACAAACCAAAUCUUCUGAAUCUUGUCUCUUCACCUCCUGCACUACUACUACUACUUCAACCACCUCAACCACCACCCUUCCAAAACAAAUGGUUCAAAACUUUGAAUUUGAUACUCCAGCCUCACGUUACAAAGUCACAGAUAUCAUUGGCAAUGGAACGUAUGGUGUAGUGGCCAUUGCAAUGGAACAAGAAACUCAAACUCAAGUGGCUCUCAAAAAGAAUAUUCGAGUCUUUCCAAAUCGAGAACACACCACAAGCUCUGAUAAAUAUGCUGCUUUUAAUAACAGUGGUAAACUCCAUCAAUUGAGAAUGUUGAGAGAACUCAAAAUACUUCAUCAUAUGAGACAGUGUCCAUAUAUUGUAUCAUUGAGAGAUGUACAUGUACCAACCAGUAUGGAUCAAUUAGAAGAUAUUGAAAUGGUCACUUCACUCAUGGAGGCUGAUUUACGUGAUAUAUUUGAUAGUGGACAAUAUUUAUCUCCCAAACAUAUCAAAUGGUUCAUGUACCAAAUUGUACUUUCUGUGUAUUACAUGCAAAAGGCUCACAUUCUCCAUCGAGAUUUGAAACCUGAAAAUGUGUUGCUGAAUUCUCAGUGCGAUGUUUCCAUUUGUGAUUUUGGUUUGGCGAGAGGAUUUUACAACUCGCGAAAGCACCGCUCGAAUUCGAACUUGAACUUGGCUUCAACUCCCAACAACAGUUCAACUGGUACCGGUAGCAGUGGUGGUAUCUUUACUAGUGUUGUUGUUGGUCAUAACAAUCCUACUACUACUACUACUACUAGUAGUAUCAUCACUUCAACCACCACCUCAACAACAACAGAUCCCAUUCUUCUCAUGGAGAAUAACACUCGACUCUCUUCCAAUUAUGUCGUUUCGAGAUGGUAUCGACCUCCUGAACUCCUCACCAAUGCUCCACACAUUUACAACAAGACUCUCGACAUGUGGAGUGUGGGUUGUAUCAUGUAUGAACUCUUAUCAGGCACUGGUGAAGUUCUUUUCAAAGGUACUGGUUCUGUCGAUCAAAUCAAGAGAAUUGUCAAACAAUUAGGAACACCCAAUCUAGAAGAUUUCAAUGGAUCUGACUCUGCUCGUGAUUUUGUGUUCAACAAACUUCCAUUCUAUCGUCGAAGAUCAUUUACAAAGAGAUUACCAGCCAAUACUUGUCCAAUGGCCAUUGAUCUCAUGAAGAGAAUGCUUGUAUUCAACAUGUAUAAGAGAAUUACUCCUGAGGAAGCACUCAUGCAUCCAUACUUUAGAGAAUUCUAUGAUGUCAAUGAUUUGAAUUUGUGUAGUGAUAUGAAACCCUUUGAUACGGCAUGGGAAGAUGACAUGCUGACCAGUGAAGACUUGAAAAGAGAGGCCUAUCACACUCUUUGUGAGAUUAAGAGACAAAUCUUGUUCGAGCAAGUGCAUCAGCAGCAGCAGCAUGCUCAUCAUGAUGUCCCUCACCAGCAACAAGAAGAAGAAGAAGAGGAUGGAUCGCAUCAACAGGAACAACAACAACUCCUCAACAAUCAGCAGCAGCAUCAUGGUGGUGCUUCUCCUCCUCAGGAUCAUCUCUGUCACGAGAAUGAUAAAGACAUGGAUGAUCAUCAUGAAUUUGAUCCUCACUCUCAUCCAUUCCUUAUUGAAUAUUCAAAAGAGUCAUUGUCCUCAUUAUCAUCAUUGCCACAGAAUACGGAGCAUCCAACAUCCAAUAAUGCAUUUGAAAAGUUUUCUUAUCCAACAACACCCUCCAUCCACGAUACAAUCAUGAUGAUGGAUGGUGGUACAAGUAAUGAUGGAGGAUUCAACAACCAUGGUGAUGCUGCUGUGAAUAAUCAAAAUUUCAACAAUCAUAACACCAUGAUGACCACCACCACCACCACCACCACCACUCCUACGACCACUCCUCCAGGCAACAACAACAAUCAUUAUAAUACCACCAUGUAUUGCAAUGCAAUUAAUGAUGGCCAAUUAUCAUCUUCAAGAUUGACUACUAAUCAACCUGACUUUUCUGUCAAAUUUAAUCUCUUUUCAAAUUCUACUCUCAAUGCGAUGAGUGGACUUGGUAGUGAGAACAAUGAUGAUCACGAUAUUCACAUGAAUGAUAUGAUGACAUUCUCAAGUCCUUCUGUGGCAUUGGAUGCCAUUUCCUCACUGACAACCUCAACAACUACUUAUCGAUUCAAUACAGCAGCAUCAACUACUCAACAUUCAAUAAGUGGUGGUAAACCCAAUGGUGGUGUUUCCUCUAAACAUUCCAUUCACCGUGGUGAUGAAUUAAUUGAGAACUCUUGUGCAACAUUCUCGCCGCCUACUGUUGUGAAUAUUUCUUAUCAGACCACUCGAGUGUGA